CUCCGGCCGACCGUGGUCUACGGCUGCGUGCAGAGGAUUUUACGCGUGCGCGGUGCGGCCAGGGGGGCGAGUGAGCUGAGCAGCUAAAAUGGAAGAUGAGGAAAUCGCUGAUAAUUGGGAGGAAGCAGCCGAUAGUGGGGAAAUCGAUCGACGACUAGAAGCAAAACUAAAGAUCCAGCAGAAAGAAAAGAAAUCGAAACAGGCACCUAAAGUUCCCAUCGUCAUACAAGAUGACUUCCACCCAACGCCCUGCACCCGACAAAUCCGCAUUCUGAAGAGACCGACGAGUAACGGGGUGGUAAACACGCCACACUCUGCUACAAGGCCAAUGCCACAAGUCAAAUCACUGGCUCAGAGAGAAGCUGAAUAUGCAGAGGCACGGAAAAGGAUCCUUGGGAGUGCGAGUCCUGAAGAGGAGGAUAAAGCCAACGCUGACAGGCCAACUAGGAUCACCCAGUUGGAAGAGAACAGGCAGCAGAGCAGUAUAAUUCGACAACCCCUGGGCCCCGAUGGUACACAAGGCUUCAAACAACGUAGAUAAAACAUGCGCUAGAGAGCGCGCUUUAUAAAAGAGGACUCUCCAUGACUGAGCGUGCAGUGUUGGACAGAGAAAACGGACUCCAGCAGAGGACCUGAUCUGCUUUAUUUGCACUGUGAUCCCCCUUUGCUCCGCCCACUGUGACCUUUCUCCUUGCACACUGUGAUCCCUGCUCCGCCCACUGUGGAUGGCACACUGCUGUGAGCUCUCCAAGGAAACCAUGAAGGGGAGGUUUCUUGCAAUCAGACUGGCCAAGAAUAUAUUGUGUGCCAUUUCUAAUCAGAAAUUUGCUCCAGCAAUAAUACUGUUUAAGAAUGUUCAAUAGUUUAUCUUUUAAUUUCAGGAAAGAAUUUGACUAUGUAUUAGUGAUGGGUGCUGUUUCUCUCAUCAUAUUCUAUACAGGAUUGUUUUGGUUUCUUUGCAUCUAAUCUAUUACCGCAGGAUAGUUGCUCAUGGCUAAUUACCUUGCCAAGCAAUAUGUCAAAAAAAUCCAUCAGAAAUGCACCCAUUUUAAAAUUAUUUAUUUUGUGUAGUAUUUAAAAUAUCUUCAAAACAUUUAUCUAGAGAAACAGGACAAGAACAUAAAGAUCCACGGAAGGAUUGUGGACAACAGGUUCGGGCUGUUUGGCACAGCAAACCAAGAUGCACUAUGGAACACAUCUGCUGUGUUGGUGGCUUGGUGCACAGCCAAUUCCUGUCAGAUUCUUGUCGUCCCUUCGAUGGUAGGAGAGUAUGUCUGUUGAUUCACAGAAAACUGGUCGCAGAGGGGGGGAGUGAUGAAGAGAACAGCUCUAAUAAUGGCCAUGAAUGUUAUUAUCUCACACCUGAAAGUGGUUAACUACAGCAUCUGAAUUCCAGGAUUUAGAUUGAAUCAAAAAUUCGUGAUGGUGAGAUUAAAAUAUGGCCCAUUAGGGUAGCACUUAAGGUGUUAACUGCGUAACGUUGUAGUCAUGUGAUCUUAUUCCAGCACUGCCUUCUGCUCAUUCACCAGCCAUGCUUUGUGCGUGUUGGUUUUUGAUAUAACCUGCGGGAUAGGUAUAACUUGCAGUAGUAGAAUUUUUUUUCGAAGAGGAUGUUUUGGCAAAGGCCAUGCUUUUAGUUAAUACUGCUCCCGUUAUGGUUCAGUGCAGAGCAGUAAUGUUGUCAGAAACUGGGCAGGUUUUCAGAGGUGUUCUUAUCUGACUGUCUUCUCAGUUUUAUGAAGAAAGAAGGACAGAAAUAAAAGAAAAUUUUAAAGGGAAACAAAAUAGUUUCAAUCAAAUUAAAUGUUCCUUGGGAAAGUUGGAAGGCUUUGAGGCCAAUUAGUGGAACCUGAGGUUUUGGUAUUUCUCCUUUCUAGUGGUUGUGUGCAUUCUGUACCCUGCUCUGACAAGGUGUUGCAGUUAUGGUCCAUCACUAGUACAUACUCUUAAUGUGUUUUUUUUUCAAGGCAUUGCCUUUAUUUUCUACAAUUUGAAGAAAACUUUUUAGAUCCAUCUAAUAUUAAAAGGGCACGUGAUUUUUGUGUUUUUUUGUUGAGGCUCGCAUGCGAGCUGAUGCAGCCAUCUGUCCUGUUUGCGCAUGUGCGCACAUGUAUGUAUUUGUGUGUGUACAUUUUGUGUAUGUCUGCCUGCGAACAAAAAAAACUGCUUUUUGUGGGGGAUGGGGGUGAGAGUAAUUAAUUUUCGUAUAUUUCAACCAGUGCUUGGAAAGAGUUAGCUGUCUCACUCCUGAACAGCUGGAAGCACAGCAGCCUUGUAUUUAACAGCCAUCAGAUUAUUGGACUGAGGCACCUAGCUCGGCGCAAUUGAUUUGGAGUGAGGUCAAAAUAGCCUUCAAAUGCUACUCACAUUUGUGGUUUUAAAAACUGCAAGAUGUCCGGCCCUAGAAUUAUUUUAUAAUGGGUGAUAUUGUGUUAAAUCUGGUCAUUUGUUAAAUAUCAAGCUAAUGUACUUUUUCUGUGUAACUUCUUCCCAGGGUUUGGUUUGUAAAUUGGUGAUGUUUCCAUGCAAACUGGGAUAUCACUUGACUGACUAAUUCUAAUCUCUGGUGUUCAUGAAACUGGCUUGACUGAAAUGAUUGCCUGAGACUCUACUUUUGUAAAUGAUGAAGUAGCAGACUCCCCACUGAUUCUGUAGAUUAAUGCACUGUGUGAUGUGGUAUACAAACCAAAAUGGUCAUAGUUUUAAUCGAAUUUUGGCUCCACAAUGGCCUGAAGAGGCAGGGAACAUUUAAUAAGUGUUCUUCCCGUUGGAUUUUCAGUGAUUGUUAAAAAUGCACCACGGUUGAGUUGUAAUCCUGCUGCUUUUUCUUUCCUGCCAUCUUCUAGUCAGGUAACCAUUGUUCAGUGUAUAUCACUUAGUCAAAGUAAUGCUUAUGUAACUAUUUCUAGGAUGACUAAAUGCAUUCAAAACAAACUGCUUAGGGUAAGUACUGCACUGGGGAUUUUCAUUCCUAUGAAGCAGUGCAAAUAUGUUUUUUAAGCAUAAAAAUUUAUUUUUUUUUGAUCAGUCAACCAACUAAUUUUUAUAAUUCUAACCAGGAAAUAUAAUCAGGUGACAAGUGUUUUUAAAAUCAAGCUCUGGUUUUGUUUCUUGCAGUUAUUGUUGUCAGAGCUCAUGUGUUUGAUGGUAAACCAAAAAAAAUGUACAGUGAAGCGCAUGUAUCCGAGGUUACAUAAGAAAGCUGUCACUGGUGUGCAGUGCAGUGUAUGACAUAAUGAUACUUGUGGGAUCUAUUGUCUUUGAGGGUCAUUAUUGAGGAGAAGUUUGUUUGCAAACACUAGUAUUAUACAGGCAAAAUAAAGAUAGUGAAAUCUGGUUGUGAAAGGACUCUGGAGGAUGCCAUGUUCAGUUUGUUUGGGUUAGAAGAAUCAAAAACGGACUCGAAGAACAUUGCACACUGCAUACACCAGCAUAAUGUGACAACAGAUUGAAUCUGCAGUAAUAAACAAAAUCAGGAUCCAACUGCAGGACUGCUGACGUAUGGUAAAAGGUCAUCUCUAGGUCAGGGAUAGAUCUGGGCUGAUUGUAAUACAGAUUAAAAUGUUGGAAUAAGUUAAUAGAUUGGUGUUAUAACCAUAAAGCAAUGUUAACUAAAUCUACAAGGUAUUUUGAUAAAGUAUGGAGAAAGUCCUAAGCGAACCUUUUUGAUGUCUAUAUAAAUGUUGCCCUGUCUUGUAAAAAUUGUUUGUGCUUCUGAUCCAGAGAUUCUAAAGUAGCAUUCUAUCUCCUUUAGCUUAAAAGCUAGCCCUCCCCUUCACUGCCAGGUUAUGUUACUGGAAUCAAGCUCCUGUUCUGUUUGGAACUGUUGGCAUAAAACUUCUUACAGGGCCUUCCAGAUGUUUCAGUAGGAACACCUCACUGGAAAGGCUAUCUUGUUGAAGAUUGGUGAACUGAACAAUAGACAGUGAUGCUAACAAUGUUCCCAAAUGACCAAUGAAAUACCUGAGGGAGAUAAGUAGGGUAUUAAUCAAGUGCUGAGAGUCAAUACUUGUGUAGUGAACCGUGUUGUUAAGGUGGUAUGUGGAGGGAGAAGUUCAAUUUUAAGUUAAACUAUAGCCUCUGUUUAUUAAGUUCUCACAUCACAACUCUUACACAUUAGACUAAUGCACUAAUAAUGUGAGAGAUCAGCUGCUGGUUGUCAAACAGAGGUGUGGGUCUGUGUAUGUGGAUGGCAGUGUUGGGUGGAACCACAUUUCAACUUUUUAGAACUUUUUUAAAUCAGGGCUGCUUUGCUAAAUUCUAUAUGGUGUCAAACUGUAAUUGUUAUAUGGUUAAAUUAUUGGGCUGUCCUAAGAUUUUUGGAGAUCAAAUUUUGAUUUUUCCCAUGGAAACCAUGUUUAAAUAUACUUCAAUUACUAAGUUGAUCUUGGCUCUCACUCAGCCAGACAAAGCUGCAUUAUAUGACUUGAAUUUACCCUAGUUAUUUUUUGGUAUUUUUCCCCUUUUAGGAAAGACAAGUUGUAAAGUGAUUUAACAAAGUGAAUAUGGACCUUUCAAUUUGCAAUUUAACUUGCAGGUUGUUUAUAUUGAGUAUCAUAAUUUACAUCUGAGUAGUGUGAAACUUUCAAACAGACUACAGUUCUGUUUUAUUUAUAAAAGAAAAGGCUGGAAAUUGUGAAAAGAGAAAUGUUAAUUAUUAUUCUUUCAAAAGAUGCUGCCUGACCUGAGAGUUCCCAAGAUUUUCUGGUGUUUGCUUUUAGAUUUCCAGCAUCCAGUUUUUUUUAAACUUCAAUUUGGCUUUAACAAUUACAAUGGAAUGAAAUUCUUGUCUGAGUAAUUUUUUAAUUUACUGGAAGUAGUGGGAUCUUAAGUCUUGUAAUGAAGGGCACUGAGUGCUGCAAUUAUUACUGGUACUAUGUAGAUCUAACCUACAAAACUGCACAACAAAAUAUUUGGCUAAUAUGGAUGUGCCGAACCCUGCAAUUGGAAGAAAUGGUCUGAAAUAAUCUAAAACCUGUUUAAUUCUAUUCAUUUUUAGUUACUCCCAUGUAUUUCACAUUUAGAUAAAAAAUAAUCACCUGCUUGUAUGAAUAUUUGUAAGAAUGCAACCCAGAGUUCAGUAAGUGCAACAAAUGUUGGGUAUUCUUAAUUCCAAAGUAAUUUUGCAUUAGUCCAUAUCUACCCACUUUAUCACGGCCCCAUCUCCCAAAAAUCAUCAUUUUGCUGUUGCAAAAAGCCACUUUUUUGAAGCACUGGGAUAAUACAACUGAGUAAUCUCAUAAAGGAUUGCAUUAGCAGUUGUGCUUCAAUACUUUACGUCCCAUAGAAAAUGCUGCAGAGUUGAAUUUGGACAGUAUUGUCCUAAAUAACAGCUAUUGGGGUCUGAAUGUAAAUCAAAAUGCCUAGUAAGAAUGUCAGGUCUAUCUAUCUCAAAUAAAAUGUUCAAUCUGGAUUUGUACAAUUAUCCACUUGUUACUGUACCAGCAGGUCCUGUAGAUGGUACCUUCAUUGUGCUGAAUGUGAUUGAUGGUUUCAGUUAGUAAGUAAUAGUAAUUUACUCUUGAAUUCCAUUCCAGCCAAAUAUACAAGAUUCUUAAAUGGCAAAUACUCAUUCGGAUCAUGCUGUUUUAUCUGAAGGAUGACAUGCCACUUGUACAUAGACAGUCAGAAAAAUAUUUUUAAAAAAUCUUCCCAGUAAGCCCCAUGUCAAUCAAGUAAACCUGGAAUUGGGGUGUUGUAGACAUUGUAUUUCUAACUGAGGACUGAAUUGUAAGUGAGAGGGAAACAAGAAGUAAGCAUUUGGGAAGGAGGUAAACAUUUACAAAUCAGACUGAGGACACUGGUUCCCAGUUUUUAAAACACAAAGCCUUGAUAGACUAUACAAAGUAGCAUAAUUGUGCACUCUUAUUAGGUUUGUAAUGUUUUGUGUAAUCAAAUGUCCAGUUUUAAUUUGAAAUUUUAUUGGUUUAAAUCAGUCCUUCUAAGCAAAUCAAUUCCCUGUAGAGCUUUUCAAAAGCUGAAUGAUUGGGCCAGUGAAAAGACCAAUGAUGUCACCCUGAGGAAUUUAAAAGUCAUAUCAAUCCUUGUCUACAAGCAUGUAUAAUAGUUAUUUUUAGAAUAUGCUGCUUUUUUGCUAUUGAGUUCCUUUUCUCAUACCUUUAGCAAAAUGCAUCCUCCUCUCAAACCCUGCCCAGGUUUCCAAGUCAAUCCUGCUGCUGUUUCUGAGAACAGGGCUUGUCUUGAACAUUCCCAGCUCAGGGUAUCCUCAAUUGAUUUUUGGUUUGGUUAUGCCUAAUGUUCAUUGAAAAUAUAGGCAAAAUUAAAUAUCUGCAGCUUUCAAUUGACCAUGUGGCAUUUAUAAAUUAUGGGGAAAAAAAGCUAGUCCAUCAUAUAGCAUGCUCUUUUGAGUUUUAAUAUCCUGAUAGCUAAAGAUGGUUUUACUAUGACAUGUCAAAUUAAUGCUUCCCUGGUAGGCACUGUCAAACUUGGAUGAGAUACUUGUAUGUUGCAAAAAUUUGAGGGACUUCAUCUUUAGAUCUACUGAAAUGUCACAAAUGAUUUUUUAAUUGGAUAGUGCAGUUUGCAUUCUGAAAGGACACCACUUCCUCUUGGGAGAGGGGGGAAUUAUUAUUUUGCAUGGAUGUGAUUCACUGCUCAGUUGUGACUUUGUUUCAACCAAGCCUGUAUAUCUUGAACUCCAGACUUAAAGUUGAUCAAAUAACAUCUAACAAAAAAAUCUGUAAAUAUUUUCUGGGGCACUUAAUGAGAAUUGCUGUAGUGUCUCCAGACAGAGUUUCUAGUAAUAUUUAAUAAGAAUCACCCCCUUUAAGCUAGCAAAAUGCCAAUUUGGUAAUGUGUCCAUUUGCUUCUUGCAUGCUGUUGCACUGUGAAAAUGGUGCAAUCCUAUGCCAUUUUGUUAGUGAUGUGAACAACUGCUGGAUGCCUGUCACACAAUCUAAUUAGAAUUAUUUUGUGUUGAUUAGGAGGUUGUUGUCAGGCAAGAUGUCUAUCACUGUAUUUUGUCAUGAUUUACUGACUGUACACAAUGUAACAUUUGUGGGAUUUGGUUUUAACAGCUGACGGUACACUAUGUAACAUUUGUAGGAUUUGGUUGUAACAGCUGACAGUACAUAUAUAACAGUACACAAUGUAAUGUAGGAUUUGGCUGUAACAGCUGACAGUGUACACAAUGUUACUGACAGUGUACACAUAUAACAGUGUACACAAUGUAGCAUUUGCUUGUAACAGCUGACAGUAUACAUAUGUAACAGUGUACACAAUGUAACGUUUGUGGGAUUUGGUUGUAACAGCUGACAGUGUACACAAAGUAACAUUUGUGGGAUUUGGUGUUAACAGCUGCCGUUUCUUGACUGAAUUUAUUAUAGAUGUUUAUUUGCAGGAAGGCUGGGAAAGAUGUGCAAAUACUGUUUAAUUGCCUGUAAAACAUCUUUAUCUAAAAUAGAUGCUUUUGCUAAUGCUUUCCUUUUAAUUAUAUUUUAUCCUGCAACAUCAUCUGGAAUUGUUUUAAAGCAGCAUUUUCUUACAGCAUUCAGCAAAAGGAAAGUUCUGGCCUGAGAUUGCUGAAUAUGAUCUGUACAACUUCUGUUUAUAACUGGCAAAGUUAACUAUAUUUUGAGUAAAAUUUUAUAAGUUUAGUUUCAACAGUUUGGUCUUGUCUCUGUUGUCCUCUACCUGACUUGGGUAACAUACUGACAGUAAAUGGGGCUUUGUUUUGAUUGCAGGAUAUUUUUGUGAUGAAUAGGACAGAGAAAUAAAGGAAUGCAU
Messenger RNA from Mobula hypostoma (lesser devil ray), 7746 nucleotides. RefSeq names its product SUZ RNA binding domain containing 1 (gene szrd1). The transcript has 4 exons. Bases 89 to 541 code for a protein of 150 amino acids. The record is from RefSeq and is a predicted model, not a curated record. Lineage: Eukaryota; Metazoa; Chordata; Chondrichthyes; Myliobatiformes; Myliobatidae.